Postia placenta MAD-698-R-SB12 is the source of this 312-nucleotide messenger RNA. RefSeq lists its product as hypothetical. NCBI's taxonomy places the organism in Eukaryota, Fungi, Basidiomycota, Agaricomycetes, Polyporales, Adustoporiaceae. The transcript has 2 exons. The record is from RefSeq and is a predicted model, not a curated record. The annotation marks the transcript as partial.
CUGCACAUUCCGAUUACUGUGGGACGAAAAGACGUCGAGGCGCGCGCUUUCAUCAAUAGCGGCGCAACUGGAAUCUUCAUCAAACAUCGACUUCGGACAGAACCUCUUUUCCAACCCAUCCCCGUCUUCAACAUGGACGGAACUCCGAACAAAGAAGCACUUAUUACGCAAAGAGCUCUCUUAUCUUACAAGAUAAGCGGAGAACCCGGAUUUGUCAAAGCCUACGUCGCCAGCAUUGGCAAGGAAGACAUCAUCUUCGGCCAUACCUGGCUCAAGCUCGAAAACCCCAAGAUAGACUGGAAAAUGGGAUGA